Molecule: messenger RNA, 1872 nt
Organism: Aspergillus tanneri
Lineage: Eukaryota; Fungi; Ascomycota; Eurotiomycetes; Eurotiales; Aspergillaceae
Exons: 2
Coding region: 1-1872 (623 amino acids)
Biological process (GO): transmembrane transport
Molecular function (GO): transmembrane transporter activity
Source: RefSeq, a predicted model, not a curated record
AUGGGUUCCCAGCACACCAGCCAUCAAGCUGCGAGUCAGCGCGCGAGCACAGGUGGUGACCAUUUGGUCUUCACAUGGUCAUCACGCGCAUCCACGACUCGGUCGCAAUCGAAUCACCGGGAGACCCGCUCGAGCUCGCGUGCACUCCUGAGUGACGGGCUAUCGACAGAGACACGGGAAUAUUCUACUUUUGCUGAGAGUAGCUCGUCUCACAGAAGUAGUGACACCAACUCCGAUUCUGCUAGUAUCACAGAUACUCGCCUUGACUCGGACUCUUCUAAUAGUGCAUCCCCCCACAAUGACACCGCGCCCGCGGAAAUGGUAGGCUGGGCUUCCAUGCCGAAGAAAGGUCAACUGGCCAUCUUGACCUUUGCUCGUCUCUCUGAGCCGCUUACGCAAACUUCCCUCCAGGCCUACUUGUUUUAUCAGCUUCAGUCGUAUGAUACAUCUCUUCCAGCCUCCACGAUCAGCACCCAGGCUGGGGUUAUGCAGGGUAGCUUUACCGCUGCUCAGUUCCUCACCGCGAUGUGGUGGGGGAGUUUCGCGGAUAUGGAGAUCAUGGGACGGAAGAGGGUUAUGCUGAUUGGGUUGGCUGGGACAUGUAUUUCGUGUAUUGGAUUUGCGUUCUCAAAGAGCUUUACUGCAGCCGUGUUGUUUAGAAUUGCGGGUGGCGUGCUGAAUAGUAACGUCGGGGUGUUACGGACGAUGAUCGCGGAGAUUGUGAGUGAUAAAAAGUAUCAGUCGCUGGCCUUCUUGAUUCUUCCAAUGUGUUUCAAUGUAGGUGUGAUUAUUGGACCGAUACUUGGAGGGUCCAUGGCAGAUCCCAUCAAGACCUACCCCGGGUUAUUUGGUCCCGGGAGUAAGUUCGGUGGAAGGGAAGGUGUGUCGUGGAUGAAAGAAUGGCCGUUUGCCCUGCCGAAUCUUGUUAAUGCACUUAUUGUUUUCAUGGCCAUGGUAGCGGUGCUCUUCGGACUGGAAGAGACGCAUGAGCUUGCUCAGUACCGAAGUGAUUGGGGAUUGAAGGCGGGACGGACGUUGAAAAGAGUUAUGACAGGUUGCUCCCUUCGCAAGGAUUAUCAACCUCUGAACAAUCAUCAAGCAGACGACGAGCCUUUGUUUUCUGGCGAUGUCAACGGCAACAUGGGCUCCGCCGAUGAAUCCCAAGCCCGUGCAAAGCAAAGGAAGCGUCCCGGGUUCCGCCACGUUUGGACACGAAACUUGAUUCUAAUCCUGGCCAUCAAUUUCCUUCUUGCAUUCCACGCCAGCGCCUUUAAUUCCAUGACAUUCACAUUUCUCUCCAUCCCGCGAACCCCACUGAGCGAGCAAGGCUGGUUCCACUUUGGUGGUGGCUUGGGACUGGAAUCAUCACAGGUUGGUCUUGCGACAACCAUUAUUGGUGUCAUUGGUCUGCCAUUGCAGAUCUUCGUUUACCCUUAUGUGCAGUCUUGGCUGGGAACUUUGAAAGCAUUUCGUGUUUUCCUCCCAUUCUCACCUCUUGCAUACGCCCUAUUACCGUUUGCUGUGAUCCUGCCUCGAGUUGCCUAUCUUAUUUGGCCUUACUUUACCAUCAUGGUCUUUCUGCAGGUUGUCUCUCGCACAUUUGCACUUCCGGCGGGUAUUAUACUCAUUAACAAUUGCGUUUCCAGUCCCCUUGUUCUUGGCACCGUUCACGGGGUUGCGCAAAGUAUCACUUGCGCUGCGAGGACAUUGGGGCCCAUUGUUGGUGGAUGGGGAUUAGCGCUUGGCUUGAAGUAUAAUAUUGUUGGUGGAGUGUGGUGGGGACUAGCCGCAGAAGCAUUACUCGGCUGGGUGCUGCUUUGGACGGUCUAUGAGGGCAAUGGCAUUGAACAGGACGAAACGGAUGAGGAGUGA